ACUGUUAGGUGUAGAAUGGAGGAUCUUUUUAGUCGAAAGAACAUCUGAGGUACUGUAAAGUCUCUGCAAUUUAUCGUGUUAGAUUUGGUGAGAGAUUACAAGGCUGUCAAUAUUAGGCUUCUCCAAACAUGUAGGAUCCACUAUCUUAAAGCUAAAGGACCGCCCUCGCCCCUCCCCCACAAGCCCACAAAACCCAAAAUUCUGCACUGUUCCCUCAUGUUUCCAUGAAAAGCCAAUGUUAUAAAGGAGUGCAUAAAGAAUCAAUAGAAAACAGAACUACUUCAAUCAGAAUUUCAUCCUAUGACUUCCAAUGUUUUUUACUUCUGCUUCUUAAAGUAAGCCUCCCUCCAGAAUAUUUUGACACCUUUGUAUAUGUUGCCAAGCUGCUUUCUAUGAACCAAUUUGAUCGGUACUUCUGAAGAUAUUAAUACAUACAUACCCUCUCGAACUAUAAUUUCUUCUAACUCAAAAUUUCUUUAACUUUUCGGAAGAAAAGACAUUUGCUUCCAUGGCAGCCGAUGAUAAUACAUCUGGGCUUCGUGUUGCAUCAUUUUCUUGUUACCUCAGCAACCCUGAGGAGAGCUUCGUACACAAACUUAAUGGGGGUGCAGUUGAACCUGCUUUUAUUUCAACCCCUGAGACCCCAUCUUCUGUAACUAAAGUAAAAUCUGCUGCUAAGGCAGCUACUGCAAAGCCACCCUCAAACAGCACCAAAGAUAACCUUGCGAAUCUUCGCGUGGAGUCUUUAUCUUCUUAUCUCAAAACUGGGGAAGACAACGUCGUGUUUAAGGCUUCAGGAGCUACAGUUCAAGAUCCCACUAUUGCUUUUGUAUUUCCUCAACAGGCUUCGUUUCGUAACACAAAGCAACUGGAACAAAGCAAGUCCAAAGAUGGGGAGAUUAGCAUAUUUGGUGCUGACAAGUACUUCAACAUGCAACUGGAUUAUGGAGCUGCCCCUCCAGCUGGGGUGAAGUAUACGGGGAAACUAAACAAAGGGACGAUAGAUCUGCCCCAUCUGAAACACAAUUCCCAGUCAGGAACUCCGAGCAAUUGGUCUGAGUCAAGCAGCUGGAAUAGCCAAAAUGCACUGUUACGAAAUAUUCCGCGAAAUGUUUAUCAGACAAAGCAGAAGAAGAUGACAAGAAUGGGAUGUUUGCCCACUUUUGGAUGCCAACCUUGUUUGGACAAGAAAGCAGUCUUUGUGGAUGAAAGCAUUGAAGAACGCAGAAAGUCAUUGGAAGUGUUUGGCUCUGGCAAAAUGGGAAAAGGAGAUGUAGCAGUGAACUUAGAGAGGAAACUCUCCAUGUUAACUUGGGAUGCCAUACCUAAAGCCCAAAACCUCCCUACAACCACCAAUGGAAGAAGUAGCACGGUCUGUGAUGACAUGGCUAGCGAUGCUAGCUCAGAUUUAUUCGAAAUUGAGAAUAUAUCCAGCAGUGGAUAUGGACUUGUGAAUGCACAAACAUCAGGUGAUUAUAUGUCUAGCAGCUGCAUGUCUCCAACAACUUUGUAUGCACCAAGCGAGGCCAGCAUUGAGUGGAGCGUUGUCACUGCCAGUGCAGCUGAUUACUCGUCAGUUAUCUCAGACUAUGAUGAGAAGAACUUUGGGAUUAGUGGUUACACAAGUUCAAGAAACGCAGCCAAUAGAACCACCAAAACCAAGAAUCCAGUAGGUAAAGAGGUGCAGAAAACGCAGCCCAGUACUGGGCUUUUAGGUUGCAAGAGCCACAAAUCAGUAAAUGUGGCUGAAACUGUGCAUAGGACUUGUGAGAAAGCAAAACAAAGAUGAUUUUUCCUUUUAGUUCAGUAAAUUCGUGAGAAUAAUAUUUUUUCUUAUUAUGAAAGAGUGUAAAGCUUAAUGGUUUAGUUGGACCUGUACUUUGUACAAUCUUAGCUUAAUCACCAUCCUCUUGUCUUUAAUAAAAGAAAAUGUUCGUAUUAUUGUA
Molecule: messenger RNA, 1946 nt
Organism: Lycium ferocissimum
Lineage: Eukaryota; Viridiplantae; Streptophyta; Magnoliopsida; Solanales; Solanaceae
Product: protein PHYTOCHROME KINASE SUBSTRATE 3-like
Exons: 1
Coding region: 509-1789 (426 amino acids)
Biological process (GO): phototropism
Source: RefSeq, a predicted model, not a curated record